CAGAGCGCGAGCGAGCCGCACUUUGGAAGGCGGGUGCCCGUCAGCGUGCCCGCGCACAGCGCUGCUAUCCUGUUGUGGAAAUAGAGGAAGGCGGUUCAUCAUUUAUGGAAAUGCAGCAUCCGCGCGUCCGACACAUGGAUCUGGGCGACAUGCAGCAUGACGGUGGCAGAAACAGAGAUGAACUCUGGAGCCUCCAUUCUCCCUUCUCAUCACACAUGGUCACCAACGCCUCCCCUGUGGCUUUCAGAGAGAUUACCCUCUCAUAGAGGAAAUGGGUGAUCAUCAUCAGGUCAAGACUUCCUUCCUCUUCAUCCAACUGCAGUCAGCCCCCAAGGACGAUGGGCCGUUGUGUCCUGCCCCCACUGCCUGCUGCAUUCCCGCAGAGAAAGGACCCACUCGAAACGCAGAGCUAGUCGGCCGUGCAAACUCAGCAGCUGGUGCAGAGACAGAAGAAGGAACUUCAGGGUGCUUUUGCUCAACCUCUCGCAGCUCCGAGGGAAAUGCAGCAGGAGAAGAUGCAUGUAAACAAGGCGGCCCACCUCUGAACGCAGCUAGAUCACCCUUUGACUUUGGAAACAGAAGGAGUCCCCCAGCAUCUCCCAUUUGGACCGUGCGCCCUGGAAUCCCUUUGGCAAUGAGUGGAAAGCAGUCCUUGGCCAUAGGGAGCAGAUCUCCACUGCCUCCAUUCUCUGCUGUUGCAGGGGAACCACCCUUGAACGAGGCUCCAACUUCUCUUUUAAACAGUGAAGAACCAGCCAAGUCCUUGGACUUUGUUUACCCAGCAGCUGGCCAGCUUCCUGUGGUUAAAGCCACCAGUGCCUGGUGCCCCAACAGCUGCAGCAGCACAGCGGACAGCGCACCCUGCAAGGUGGAUGUCGGCAAGCCCACUGGUACGCAUUCGAAACUGGUGAGCAAGACCUUCUUGUCGGCUGUCAUCGAGAGAUCUUCCAAGAUUCCUGGAGAUACUUACAAAAAGGAAGGGGACAGAAGUUCCUUGAUGGCAUCAGUCGUUCCUCAGUGCUCAGCCAUAACUUCAUCGGUUGCUCGGGCCACAACCUCGGCGGCCCCUCUGUCUUCUGCCUCUGUGAAUACUGCACCGGUUCUCGGUUGUACCACCAGUGAGAAGGUGGAAACGUUUACUUGGGCGAAGAACUCGUCGACACAUGCUCAAAGCGUUGCAAAGGCCAAGUACGAGUUUCUCUUUGGCAAAAUUGAGGACUCGGGAUCAUCCAAUAUUGUUUCAGCAACUGCUGAUGCCUCUGUUCUACCAGAAGAAGGCGUCAGUGCAAGUGUGGACACAUCACUCCAGCAUGGAGCAGUUGGCAGUGGUGAAGAGGAGGACAUUGAUGAGGCGUUACUCUUCCUAGAGAUUGACAGGGAGCUGGCAAAUUUGCUGAGCGACCUGGGCAGCAGGAGUCGGGAUGUCCUGGGCGAACCCGGGCCCGAGGACGCUUGCAGACCUGCUGACGGUGUGCCAGGCAUGAUCUCGUGUAACGGGAGCGAGGCCCCGCUGGACUCAUCCAAUCAGGGUCCAGAGUCCGGGGAUGGAGGCUUGGAAAUUUCCAAAUUGGAAAAACCUGGACCUUCGACGCAGACGUCCGACCUCCUUUUUGAGUCUUGGACUGAGGCACUGAUGCAGGGUACUGUUUCUCUGAGCUCAGCAGUGGUGGAGCCAGACACUUCAAGUGCUGUGGUAAAUGGAGACACCAGGAAUGCUCCUGCUGGCCAAGACAAACCAGGGGAGAUCUCAGAUCCAGCUGCAUUAACAUCUGGGCUCGGGAUGGUAACUCCGGGGCAGGAAGAGUCUGGGAGAGGGGCAGCCACUGGCAUCACUUUCACUGAGAAUGAAGGGGGAUUCCUGGACCAGUCUCUGGAGGAGUCCAGCAGAAUCCUUGCGGAGAUUCCUGGGAUCUUCACGGCCUUCCUCGAUGGAGCACAACCCAAGGAGAAGCCACCAAAAAAGAUCUGUUUCACAGAAAACCGUCCGGAGAGCAUGCAACAGUCCAGUAAGGAAGAUGAAAGUAGCCUUGGCAAGGAGGAGCCUGCUGUGUCGGAUCCGGAAGUGGAGCACGCUUGCCCCAAGCUGAGCAGCCCCUUGGAGACCCUGGAGGCUCUGGAGAGGUGUCUGAGGAGCACCGACUCGGAGCUCUCCCCUCUACCUCUGGUGAGCACCAUGGAGGAUGAGGUGUUCAAGGGCAUACCUGAGGUGUGCAUAGAGAGCCCUGAGAACGACAGCGACACGGCACCUGGAUUAAACUCAGCUGGGACAGCGUGGACAACGGUGACUGAUGGGGACAAAGGGAAGGGCCCGGACAGCGAGGAAACUACAGAUGUCUUCAGCUCCCAGUUUGAGAGCAUCCUAGAGUCAGAUGGGCUGCGGAACAUGCUUUACAGCAGCCUGGACUCUCUGGACGCCCUGUCAUCUAUGGACGAUUUGGACGGCUGCUUCACCGCAGAUCUGCCACUCACGCCCAUGAUCCAGCAGCGGCUCAAGGAGGGCCGCUUCCUGGAAGCUGAAGCGGAAGCUGGGCGGCAGGAAGUGCUGAGUGUGACCGCCACGGGCAGGAGCGGCAAGGCCGCUCUAGAGGUGACCACGUCCUUUCUAGAUGUGGCAGGCAGGGGCACCCCUGGUGGCAGGAGGCCAGACCAGCACCUAGAUAAACAGUCUGCUCAGUCUUUGGCAAAUGGACUUCUGGAGAGAGCGGAUCAGCACCUGAAGGAUUGGCUGCAGGGCGGUUUAAGCGAUGCAGGGCUGAAGGACGUGCUGUCGGACUGGGAUUUGGACAUGGGCAGCACAGAGCGACUCAAGGACAGCACUGACGCUCUCCACAAUGGAAACCGAGGGGACCAGGAUGCAGCUCGGCGCCUGGCUCGGCGACUCUUCCAUUUGGAGGGCUUCCGCCGCUCUGAUGUGGCCAAACACCUUGGAAAGAACAAUGAGUUCAGCAAGAUGGUCGCCGAAGAAUACCUUACCUUCUUUGAUUUUACAGGGAUGACACUGGACCAGUCUCUCAGAUCAUUUUUGAAAGCUUUUGCACUGAUGGGUGAAACGCAGGAGCGAGAACGGGUUUUGAUCCACUUCUCCAAUAGGUACCAUAAAUGUAACCCCACCACCGUCACCUCACAAGAUGGAGUUCAUUGCCUUACAUGUGCAUUGAUGCUGCUGAACACUGACCUUCAUGGUCACAACAUCGGGAAGAAGAUGACGUGCCAAGAGUUCAUCAAUAACCUGGAUGGGUUAAAUGAAGGACAGGAUUUCCCCAAGGAGCUGCUAAAGGCCUUGUACAAUUCAAUCAAAAAUGAGAAGUUGGAGUGGGCAAUAGACGGAGAUGAACUGAAGAAGUCCUUUUCUGAGCUUGCUGACAAUAAGACAGAGAAUACACACACAAAGGGCAUCAGCAGAAUUGGCAGUGGCAGCAACCCUUUCCUUGACAUCUCCCAUGACCCCAACGCCGCCGUCUACAAAACUGGCUUCCUUGCUCGGAAAAUCCAUGCAGACACAGAUGGGAAGAAAACGCCAAGAGGGAAAAGGGGGUGGAAAACAUUUUAUGCUGUUCUCAAGGGAAUGAUUCUUUACUUGCAGAAGGAUGAAUACAAGCCAGAAAAAUCCUUGUCUGAAGAGGACCUCAAAAACGCCAUUAGUAUCCACCAUGCACUGGCAAUGAAAGCCAUGGACUAUGAGAAGAAGCCCAAUGUUCUGAAGCUCAAGACGGCAGACUGGAGGGUCUUCCUCUUCCAAGCCCAGAGCUCUGAAGAGAUGGACUCUUGGAUCAGAAAAAUCAACUCAGUGGCAGCCAUCUUCUCUGCACCAUCUUUCCCUGCUGCCAUUGGCUCACAGCGGAAAUUUAGUCGGCCCCUGCUACCUGCAACCACCACACGGAUGUCACAGGAAGAGCAGCUGAAGUCUCAUGAGGCUAAGCUGAAGCAUGUCUCCACGGAGCUGGCUGAGCACAGAUCAUACCCUCCGGAUAAGAAGGUCAAAGCCAAAGAGGUUGAUGAGUACCGACUCAAAGAGCACUACCUAGAGUUUGAGGAGACCCGCUAUGACACGUAUGUGAAGCUCCUCAAAGAGGGUGUAAAGGAGCUGCUCUCUGGGAAGGAGGCAGAUGCUGUGCUCAAGAAAUCCCAGUCCAGUCCAUCACUCAACCAGGAGUCGCAGCCAGCCACGGCCAAAGUGAAGCGGAACACCUCUGAGAGGAAGGACUAUCGACCCGAAACCCCCAAGGUCACAUAAGAAGCUUAGGCUGUGCUGCAACACGCCGUUCAGGCCCAAUGUUGUGAAUAUGUUUUAUGUAAUUUAUUUAUCAGCCCACUGUUGUGACAAAGACAGUUGUGUAAAAUGUAAAUGAUACAUGUCCCUCAUAGACUGACUGGUGUUUGUGUAGCAUUUUGUAUGGAACAUCAUCCAAUAUGUUUAGUGGUCUUUUUAUUUUUGAAUUGUUGACGUUGCUGUUGGUAUUACCGUACAAAACAUAAGAUUUUGUUGUGAAGCGUUUUACUCCUUGUCACUUUUGCGCAAUCUCGCUGUUAUUGUCAUUAGUUUUGUAAUAGCUUUUUUGCCAUUCAGUUAAGAGGAAGGAAGAAAUCUCCUUUUUAGUGGAAUACCCCCCAACCAACCUUUGUAAAUUAAAAAUAGACCAGUUUACCACAAUAUUUUAAUAUGUAGGUUUAAGUGUAUGGUGGUGAAAAAUCACAUGCUUUAAUGGUAGUUUAAAUGGACCCGUAGGCUUUCAGAGAGGAUGGGCACACUCCAGUUUUUUUCUUGCUUUACAGAAUACAGACCCUCACUGUAAGGUUAAUUUUUCUUUCUUGUAUGUUUUCUCUUUUAUGCUACUGCAUAAUGGUGUAAAUAAUGAGUUGUGAUGCAUUCUUUAGUUGAAAGGGUUUUUACAGGAGAAUCCCUUUGCACCUGAGGAAGAAAUUUAAAGAAAAAAAAAAAGAAGAACCUGAAGUAUGAGCCUACCAUAACAAUUCAGUCAAUUGUAUAAGCAUGUUAAAGUCGUUGAAAACCAUACUGAGACAAAAUAUAAUUUUGUAUUCUCAAUAAGGGAUAUUUUCAUAUCUGUUCAGUAUAUGACAGUGUUGCAUUUAGUUACACAUACAGUACAGUUCAUUUAGGCUUUUUUGGACUGCAGUAUGUCAUUGAUGUAAAUUAAGAAAUCACAGUCUCUGUAGCUGAGACAUUUAUUUUGUAUCCAUUAAGGCGGAGGAUAUAUUUAUGCUUUCUAAGUAGUGUAAAUGCCAAUGCUCCUUUUUGUGUCUUUUAUAAUCUUCUUAUGUAUUUGGAGUUCAAAUUCUAAUUUGAUAACUGUAUUGUUGUAAAGAUCGAACUGGUAUUUAUAGUGCACUUUAUAAAUUAGUUCUUUUGAAUAAGAGCUUUAUAAGGGGUAGUAGAAUGAUACAUUUCUUUAUUGACAUCACAGAUUUUUCAGGCAGAAGUAAAUGUUCUUUUGUUUUAUUGAAGGAACCGAGCUGAGUGUGCUUUUCUUAUCAGCUCAGCUCAAAUUGUCCUGGUUUGUAUUCAGUGGUUUGAUAGUUUUGCUGUUGUAGUUUGUUUAAAGACACAGUUUCCUUUGAGGAAACUAUUUACAGUGCUGUAACAUUUCAAGUUGCAACUAUUGCCUUUACCAAUGCUGUUAUUGAAUUUUCAACGUCAGUCAUAGACGUUCCUCAUGGGUAGUACUGACCAAGGAAAAAAAUGUGCAUUUUUGGGACAAAAGCCUCCCAUUCUUGACUUCUUGGAGGAAAAGGUCCUUUGUAAGUCUUGAUUUUUUCCAAAGUCAGUUAAAAUGUCAUUUUAAACACAGCACGUGCUGUGUCAUCAUUGUUGACCCAUUCUUGCAUAUUUUUGGAAAUGCCUCUCAACAUUCAGAUGUUGUUGACUUUUAUUCUUCUGUCUUGUAAAGUUACAAGCGACUGGCUUUCAGUUUGGCCUGCUUAACUGUCUAAUACAUAUCUCUAGUUCAGUGGCACUAUGACUUGUAUUAUUAAUAAUAGUGAAGUAAUGAUGCUUUGUUUUGAAGUACUGAACAAAUAUACGAUACUAGAGGUACAGUGUUUUUCAUAAUGGUUCGAAGCUGAUGUCGGAGGAUUGAAUGUCUGACACCAUAACACCCAGUUCACAUUUCUGUGAAGAUGGUUUUUAAAUGCCGAUGUGGGUGUUACAUAAAGUUGCCUACUCAAAAGGUUUUUUAAUGAUAUGUUUAGAUAAAAUACAAACAGUAUUGAAUUUCAUUGUUCAGUGUUUUGUCUGCUUAUGGCUUAGACACAUUCCCAAAUUUAUUUUAAAUGUUAUUUAUCUAAAAAUAUUACUUCUUGCUCUUUAGGUACACAGAUUCUUAAUGUGAAAUUACCCAUUUCCUAAAAUGAGCCAAUAUAUAGAUAGAAAUACUGAAAUUUUGUUGGAUUGGUGCAUCUGAAAGAAUUAAAAUAUAGUCGUUCAUCAAAUGUCGACGUAUUCUUUAUUAUUACUUGUACAGGUACAUUUUAAACAAGCGGGUUUUUUUUUUUUUUUACUGUAAAGGGGAUUCCUCUGAAUGAUUAGCUCAUUUGUGGCAUAUUUCUUUCUUUUUGGUAUGAAUUGAGCAUUUCUUGUCAGAAACUUAAAACAGGUUACUGUUAGUCGUUAGUUUCUCUUAAAAAAUCUAUUUCAUUCUUCAUUCAUUCAAGAACUCUUGUCCUGGAUCAGAUUUUCAUGUUUUACCACAAGCUUAUUAACUCUGUUUCAGAACCAAGUUUUACACUUUGUCAUAACAUAAGGAACAUAUAAGCUUGUAGAACCAUUAAACCACACUGUCCAGUCAAAGUUCUUUAUCAAAGCUUUUUCAUGUGGAUUACGAUUUCUUAUGUCCCUAUUGAAUAUAUCCUUAAAGACUAAAUGAAAAGACUCAGCAUAGACUUUUGUCACUGUUAAUAUAAAGGAACACCAAUCUGUAAUUCUUUCCAUGUAAUGGAAUAUGGGGAAUAACAGAACCUGUAGAUGCUCCUGCUUCUAAUUGUUUCUACAGUAGACAGUAAUGUACUUACGCAUCAAAAUAUCUCUCAAUGCUGUGAUCCUGUACAAUCCUAACUGUGUAAAUGUUGUUGACUAUAAUUGUUGCCCUGUGUUGCAGAAGACCCAGGAUUGCAUUGUUUUGGUUGCUGAAAGUGAUUUAACCUGCUCAUAGCGUGUCUUACACUCUCACGCCAGUUGGCAAUACAUUGUUGGUUGUAUACAAACUGUAGAUGGAUUCAAGAAAUAAAAUAAUGUAUUUAAUUGAA
Scleropages formosus (Asian bonytongue) is the source of this 7260-nucleotide messenger RNA. RefSeq names its product pleckstrin and Sec7 domain containing 3, like (gene psd3l). Lineage: Eukaryota; Metazoa; Chordata; Actinopteri; Osteoglossiformes; Osteoglossidae. The coding region runs from base 272 to 4234 and encodes 1320 amino acids. The transcript is spliced from 17 exons. The record is from RefSeq and is a predicted model, not a curated record. Gene Ontology annotation, molecular function: guanyl-nucleotide exchange factor activity; phospholipid binding; protein binding. Gene Ontology annotation, biological process: regulation of ARF protein signal transduction.